This is a messenger RNA of Solea solea (common sole), 5023 nucleotides long. It is a transcript of the gene rexo1, whose product is annotated as REX1, RNA exonuclease 1 homolog. The transcript has 16 exons. Gene Ontology annotation, cellular component: nucleus. NCBI's taxonomy places the organism in Eukaryota, Metazoa, Chordata, Actinopteri, Pleuronectiformes, Soleidae. The coding region runs from base 137 to 3949 and encodes 1270 amino acids. The record is from RefSeq and is a predicted model, not a curated record. Gene Ontology annotation, molecular function: exonuclease activity; nucleic acid binding.
GCGAUCGCUUUCCAAUCCAACAUGGCACCGUAGGGACGUUGUUAUUAUUGUUCCGUCGCUCUUGCAGUUCGAAGGGAAACAACGCGGACAAACGACCGAGUGAUUCGUGCGGGCAUGAGAGAAUCACCCCGACAUCAUGUUACGGUCCACCGGCUUCUUUCGAGGGAUCGAAUGUCCGUUUUACACGGAGUGCACCGAGGGCAAAGACGGCAGGAAUGGGUGUAACAGACCCUACUGUCACUUCAGGCACAGCCAGCAAAGACGAACGUCCUACGGAGCAACGACAGACGUUAAAAAGCAGAGAGACCUCCACUCCACACACAGAGAACAAGGUUAUGAUCCAUUCAACCCAGAAGUAGUGAGGCCUCAGGAGCAGCAGAAUGGGAAGCCGGAUGCCUCAGACGACCUCGACGGAGCUCUGGAGAUGGUCAACAAGGCCAUCGAGGAGGUCCGCAGUGAGGUGGAGAGGGAGAAGAGGAAGCUCUCUCGAAUUGGGGAUGAACCGUACAGUCCCAGACCGAAUAUCAGUUUGUCUUCGGGUGGUGCUGCUAAAAAGAAAAGGGCAACUUCACACAUGGCCUAUGAUCCUGGCAGUUAUCAGAUCACAUCAGGAGGUUAUAAUCCCACCCCUGGCUGCAGCAAGUACACCUUGGAUUCAGAUAACCAGGGGAAAAACAGUAACUCCAUGGAAUAUGUUCCUACUUCAGUGAAAAAGCCUCCUACUCGGACACAUGCUCACCAACCACCCUCUUCCCCUCCCACCACAAAUAGUUCAAACAGCGCAUUAUCCUCCAAGUGUAAAUACACUGUGGAUAAUUCAAGGCCAUCUACAGACAUGGAGUAUGAUCCACUCUCAAACUACACAGCAGGAAUCACAGUAAAAGGCAAGAGGGUUAAGGUGGCCCAUGCUGUUAGGACAGAUGGGAGCAAGAAACAGAAACUGCUUGCGUGUGAUUUGUCAGACGAGGAGUAUGUUGUAGCUGUAAAAAAACCACAGCAGCUGACUGUAGACAUGAGAAAAUACACUUUCUCUGACUCUGAUGGGGAGAGCUCUGGAACAGAGUAUCGACCCACCACUCUUAGCAACCUCCAGCAGAGAAAAAACAACUCUGGAUUAGCUGGUGUCACUUUUGGGAAGGAGAGAAAGGAGAGAACUGAAAGUGUAUUAAAUGCUCUGACACAGAAGAAUAAACAGGACUUAGUAAAAGACUCAGACAUUCAUAUGAAGCAAAAGAGCAGUCCAGAGAAAAUGAAGGCGGCUAGUCGAACAGGUCAUGAGAAAAGUGUUAAAUCUGAUAAGAUCCAUAAACUUGAAAAAGAUGUAAACAGACAGUUUAGUACUAAGAGUAGUAGCAGCAGUAGUAAGGACAAAAGUUCAAUCAAGAGCUCAAACCAGGUGUCUGCAAAAAAGGAGAAUAAGAGUCUUGGGAAGAGAGAUGACAGAAAAAUCAUAGUAAAGGAAAAGACAAGGGACAAAAUUCAGAAGGAAGGCAGAGAUGAAAAGAGAAGUGAUGGGAAGAUCAAAGCUGUGGAAAAGGUCAAAACGGACUCAAUCAAAAGAGAUAAAGACUCAGAUAAUGGUGCGAGGGAAAGCAAGAAAGACAGAUUAUUAGACAAGGGAAAGGAACACAGCAAGAAUAAGGACCACUUACAUAAAAAUGGUAAACUUGAUGGUAGUAAAAGAGAAAAGGAUGUGAAGAGAGUCAUUAAAAGCAGUUCUCAUAGUGGGAGCAGUAGCAGUUCCAGUAAAGGGAGUUCUGCAAACAGCAAUAAGAUGAAGCAAAACAUCGGCUCAUCAAAUGAGAAAAGAUUUAAGAAACGACAGAAUGUGAGUCUGAGCCACGCUGAUCUGUUUGGAGAUGAGAGUCCAGAGCAAGCUGAACCAAUAGAGGUUGAUGACAGUGAUGAUGAUUCAGAGGAGGUUUUGGUGAGAAAAUCAGCCGAUGCCUUAAAGAGGGGAUCCCUUAACAAGAGGAAAGCUUCUGAGCUGACUCCGUCUUCCUCUGAUUAUGAGGAUGACUACGGCAUGGAGGGCAGCAGUGCAGGUAAGGACGAGAUCGAUCAUGUUGGAAUCGACUUAUCCAGCUUCCAGGACGAGCUGGACUUUGACUCGGAUCCCAUGGAGGAGUGUUUGCGUAUCUUCAACGAAUCCAAGGAUGUGAAGAAGGAAGACAAGGGACGGCAAACUAAACUGCCCUCCAGGGAUUCAGUGGAGGAGGGAAGCACAGAGAGCACUUUAACCACUCUCUUCCCUGGUCAAAAGAAGAGAGUCUCUCAUUUUGUUGCCAAAGGAAAUGCCGACGCACCUUCUAAGACUGCGGUGCGUACGUACAAGAGACCCACCGCCCAGGAGGUCUGUUACCAGCGAAUGCAGCUGUCGCAGCAGCAAGCUGCCCAGCUUUCUGCUUCAGUCAAAACUGCCUCACGGAGUACCAACCCCAGCUUCUCUGGAGAGAGGAAGAGAAUAGCACACCGUCCCAGCCCACAGAUAACAUCAUCCAAAUCAAGUUCAGCAGAUGCUAAAUCAGCUGUGAGUCGAGUGCUAUCGCCCAGCCAAUCUCAUCAGACUGUCAAGGCUCAAACGACUGCUGGUAUUUUGUCUAAGACCACGUCCACCGUAAUGGCAAAGAGGGUGGCACACACACCCACCAUGAAGAGUACUUCAAUGAAACGACCCAUCAUCCCCUGUGAGUUUGGGGCCAAAGUUCCUACCAACGUCCGCCAGCGCUACCUCAACACUUUCAUCGAUGAAUGUGCGAAAUUCUGCCCAUCGGAAGAUAUUGCCUUUGAGAUGGCCCUUGAAGAGGAGAAGCUGGUAUAUGACCGAAGUAGCAGUAAAAGCAUCUACCUCAAUGUAGCUGUCAACACUCUGAAGAAGCUACGCAGCAAGAGCAGCUCCGGUCCCUCACCUGCCACCAAGGAGCCGGGGUUACUUGCCAACAGGAAGGCCCAGUCUCACGAGGAAGUUCUGGGAGGUCGUCUGGCUGCUACAACCAGCUUCACUAUCAACAGGAUGGGAAAACAGCAGGAGGAGAAACUCAGUGGAGUCACACUGUACAUGAAGCUGAAGUCAUAUCUGAUGACAGAAGAGCAGCUCCAGGAGCACGGAUAUCCAAGAGUAAACCCAGAAGCCCCUGGCAAGGCACUGAUAUACAACCUUCCAGAGAAAAAACCCCCUGCAGACCCGUUUUCCAAGAUAUGCUGUCGAUGUGGGGCAGAAUACAAAAUCAACGUCAAUGGCAACUGUGUCCGAAAGGAGGAAUGCAGUCAUCACUGGGGACGAUUACGCAGACAUAAAGUCGCUGGAGGCUGGGAGACCAAUUACAACUGCUGUGCUGCCGCUGUGGGUGCUCCAGGAUGCCAAGUGUCAAAGCAACAUGUUCAGGACGGACGUAAGGAGUUAUUAGACGGUUAUGUGUCAACUUUCAGUAAACCUCUACCUCCAGAUGGCAACGGAGGGGUGUUUGCUUUGGAUUGUGAGAUGUGUUAUACAAAACUGGGCCUGGAACUGACGAGAGUGACCGUCAUCGACUCGAAGAUGAAAGUCAUCUACGACACCUUUGUCAAACCUGUAAAGAAAGUGGUCGACUAUAACACGCGGUUUUCAGGUGUGACAGAGGAGGACUUGGAGAACGCCACCAUCACUCUGAGAGAUGUUCAGGCCGUGUUGCUCAGUAUGUUCAGCGCUGACUCCAUCCUGAUUGGACACAGUCUGGAGAGCGACCUCCUCGCCCUGAAGCUUAUCCACAGUUCAGUCAUAGACACAGCCAUCGUGUUCCCUCACCGCAUUGGCUUGCCCUACAAACGUGCCUUGAGAAACCUGAUGGCUGACCACCUCAAACGCAUCAUUCAGGACAAUGUGGAGGGCCACGACUCGAGUGAAGAUGCCUCUGCCUGCAUGGAGCUGAUGAUUUGGAAGCUCAAAGAGGAUGCGAAGGUUAAAAGAUGACCCCUGACCCCCUCCACUUCACUUUCCUCAGCUGGACGUCCUGUUGGUUGCAGGGAGACAGAAGUUCGGGAGACCUGCGCCCGCUCUCAGAGAGUGGAGGUCAGAGGUCAGAGAUGGUUCAGCACAGUGGGACAUUUUCAGCUGAACAGACUGAGAGGAGCUCAGUUGCUAACGCCGACUUUAUCUGACACGAGAAACGCGAAGGCCUUCAAAGCAAUAGGAGCCCACCUGACAGUGUUUUCUUUAGUUUUGUUGUUAUUUCACCUCUAAACAACGUUAGUUUAGCAGUAUUUCUGUUAUUUAAGUGGCGUCAGUUAAGGCCUCAAAACAGUUUAUAAAUGAAACCUUUCUUACAGAAGAACUACUCAACAUGCCGGGGCAUUGUCUGCUGAACGACGACGACGAUAGAUAUGAUAUUCAUGUUAGACUCUGUCCUCAGCCUAAAUUGCACUAUAGAAAUGCUCUCGUCGCAUCGGGCCAAAGUUUGAGUACCUCAUCUGUGUUCAAAUGCAUUCACUUCUUCUUCUUAAUAACACAGUACUCGUUUCAUAGUUACACUUAAGUGCAUUGUUGUCUUAGUCUGUCGGGCGUUGCUAUGUAAAAUGCACUUUGCACCUCGUUUAUCGUCAGUGAUGCUCUUGUUUAUACGGCGGGUUUUGUUGUGUUGGUUUGCUCUCAAACCUGAUUAAUCCUAUAAUACUUGAUUAUUAAGAACACCCCGAGCAGACGUGUAAACUCUGUGCUAUGACCUGUUUGGUGGAGCUGAAAGAACACAUCGCUCUGUUUUCAUAGUUCGGACAAAAAUAUCCACUGUUGUCUCACUGCAUGAAAUAACAACAACAUAGGUCAUGCUGAUACUAGCUAUGAAGUGUUAAUACUUCAUGAAGACAAGACUAGGUUCACUGUUGUCGAAUUAACCCCUGGUUAUUACAAUUUACACUUAUCAUUUAGUGUAUAUCAGCUAACGUGCUGUUUUAUGUUGGAAAAGAACCCCAGAGUGCUGUACAUAUGCAGUUUCUUUUUGUAUUUUUGGUUGUUAAUCUUUUUCUAUUAAAAAAUAAUUAGUUAAAAUAA